AUGGAUAUGCAGGAGGGGUCAGUAGCUUCUGCUAACAACCCUGAGAAUGCAGCUGACAAUUUCAGCCCGCUGAGCAUGCUUCCCCCAGAAUGCCUCGUGAAUAUCCUCGACCACCUCGACACCGCCGACAACCUGGCUGUCUCAAAUGUCUCCAAAGACCUGCGCAAAUGGGCAAAACCCCUCGUCUUCAGGGACAUUCUCUGGGCAUACACAUCUACGCCUCUCCGACGGGUCCUUCUGCUUCUGGAGCAGAUCUUCCUCAAUCCGCAGUGUGCAGGGUAUGUCAAGCACCUCCAGCUCACUUACACCGGACCGGCCUGGAUCCUGCCCGAUCUGGAUAUUGACUUUCGACAGCAUGCCACGAGAUUUGCCUUUGUUAGCAGGAAAGCUAUCCAGUUCGUGAGCCAGAUCGGGCUUUUCGACACGGUAGGUUACGCGGCGUUGCUAUACCAGGGGGAUUAUUAUGCGUAUGCAGCAGUUCUGAUGUUUCAACUGCAUAACCUGAGAGUGCUCGAGUUGGACUAUACGUACACUCUGGUCGGUGGCUACCCUGGUCUGUUUCUUCAAAUUGCGCUGCGCUCUUCGUUCGAAGGGAUCUCCAGGUUCAACAGGCUGGAGAAGCUCAAAUAUGGCGGCGACGUUCCCCAAGCGGAGAAGCUUGACGAUGAGGCAGAGGAAGCAGUGGCUGCCAUUCCCGUACUCGAGAACACGGAUCAGUUCGCCCCCUGGUUUGCCCUGCCUAAGCUGAAACACGUGGAGAUGUGGCUUAGAAGUACGUUUGAGCUCGAUAAAUACAAGGAUCAGCUGGCGGGUAGAGAGCUCGAAAGCCUCGUUCUGGCCAGGUCAAGCGUCGACGCUGCCGAUAUCAAGGAGAUUCUCAGCGCCUGCCCGAAGCUCAGGAAGUUGCACCUGGGAGUCUCCUACAACUUGGUCUCGAAGUUGGCACUCCUUGACAGCAAGGAACUAGCCGACGCAUUGAAGCCGCUGAAGGAUCGCCUGGAGACAUUAUCCAUCGGUCUCGAUACUGACCCAAGCUUCGUUGGCGGAUUCUCCUGGGAGCAGGACAAUACCUUCGGCAGUACGCUCACGGAUCCAUUCCUGAUGCUGUUCAGCGAGUUCACGAAGCUUCAAGAGCUCGAAGUCCCAAUGCCGCUUCUCCUGGGAUGGUUCUCAAACGAGAACUGGGCGGAUUUCCACAAGUACCUGCCCCCAAAGCUACGGCACUUAGUCAUGCGCAACGAUCUCUCUGGGUUUGACAACUACACGUGGGACCCGUACGGGAUGGUAUUUGCGGUCGACCAGCGGAUUGUCGAGACGAAGAAACGCAUUCCUAGCCUGGAACGAGUGACGCUUCGUGUCUGGGCUACGAAUCCUCGUCGGCCAAACGAGGACUUCCUGGCUGAAGCGGCGGAUAUGGCUCAGUCGGUUGGGGUGCAGUGUGACUUGGUCGUCGACGAGCUCGGCUCGGGGCUUUGGGUUGCCCGGGCAUCCUGA
Messenger RNA from Aspergillus fumigatus Af293, 1494 nucleotides. Its product is annotated as F-box domain protein. The transcript has a single exon. The coding region runs from base 1 to 1494 and encodes 497 amino acids. Gene Ontology annotation, molecular function: protein binding. Lineage: Eukaryota; Fungi; Ascomycota; Eurotiomycetes; Eurotiales; Aspergillaceae. The record is from RefSeq and is a predicted model, not a curated record.